Messenger RNA from Hibiscus syriacus, 402 nucleotides. Its product is annotated as receptor-like serine/threonine-protein kinase SD1-8. The transcript has a single exon. NCBI's taxonomy places the organism in Eukaryota, Viridiplantae, Streptophyta, Magnoliopsida, Malvales, Malvaceae. Gene Ontology annotation, biological process: protein phosphorylation. Bases 1 to 402 code for a protein of 133 amino acids. The record is from RefSeq and is a predicted model, not a curated record. Gene Ontology annotation, molecular function: protein kinase activity.
AUGUUGUCAUGCAGUGGUUUCAUGUUUCCAGAGCAUGCAGUAAAGGGUAUAUUUUCAGUGAAAUCUGAUGUUUUCAGCUUUGGUGUGAUCGUAUUAGAGAUGAUAAGUGGAAAAAAGAACACACCAAAGCUGAUCGAUAUAUGUUUGAAGGAUUUGAUUAUUGAAUAUCAAGUUCUAAGAUGCAUGCAGGUGGGCUUAUUAUGUGUUCAGAGUUUUCCUGAGGAUAGGCCAACAAUGUCAUCUGUAAAUUUUAUGUUAGCAAAUGGAGACUUGACUUUGCCUCUUCCGAAAGAGUCGGGUUUCUUCACCGACAAGAGUUUGGACGCAGAUAUAGCGGCAUUGAAUAAUGCAGAGUUGCCUACAAUAAAUGCAGUAACUAUAACAAUGCUUGGAAGAAGAUAG